This is a messenger RNA of Orbicella faveolata, 1964 nucleotides long. RefSeq lists its product as uncharacterized. Gene Ontology annotation, biological process: non-canonical Wnt signaling pathway; canonical Wnt signaling pathway. The record is from RefSeq and is a predicted model, not a curated record. Gene Ontology annotation, cellular component: plasma membrane. Gene Ontology annotation, molecular function: Wnt receptor activity; Wnt-protein binding. Lineage: Eukaryota; Metazoa; Cnidaria; Anthozoa; Scleractinia; Merulinidae.
AAGUAAUUUGGAUGAAGGCAAUUUGCAUGCGGCGGCGACGGGUUUCUCAGAAUGAAAACAAAGAGCACCGCCACAACAAAGAGAGCCAUUUAAUAUCUUCAUUGUCAUCACAAGUUUUCAGUUACUUUGAAUCAUUCACGAGGCCAAUAACAAAGAGUCUGGUGUCACGCCAACUCGAUCAAUAUUCGCGGAAUGAGAAAUUUAAUUAGUCACAAGACAACGAUGAUCGACACUCUUUGAGCAAUCGAAACAGAGUGCUUUCACUACAUUACUAGAUUGAAAUCUGCUGCGUUUGAGAGCAAAUAUGAAUCUGAAAUUUGCUGUAUGUAUAUCAUUCGUCCUGACGGUCAUAAAACUGUCAAAUUCGAAACAGACUAAAGGACCGAAGUGUGGCAAAAUAGAUGCGAAAAUGUUUCCAUCUUGCGCCAAAGCAGGGUUUAAUUUUACGGUUGACAGCAUCACGUAUGGAUUCUUCGCCAAUUCGUUCAAAGACAUUGUUAAUGGCAUCACGGCAAAAUUGGGCGACUGUUCAAACUACACGAGUCAUAUCGUGUGUUCUCUCUACGUGCCGAGAUGUAAAAAAGCCAUGGCAGGGCCAUGGCUGCCGUGCCAAGAAGUUUGCUGGGAAUUUGUUCGCGGAUGCGGCGAGAAAAUGGAUGUUCACGGAUUAAACUGGAUGAAAUCUCUGUGUGGUCUUCUGCCUUCAAAGUCUAAAAACAGUGGAAAACCUGACGAUUGUUUUGAGCCGCCAGGGUUUAUUAAUCAGAAUUCUUCACAAGAUCUGUCCUGUACCGAAGCGGUGAAAAAUAAGCAGUGCAUGGAUGCAAAAUGCACAGAUACUUUUAUACCAGAGAAAACACAAGAAAGCAAAGACUUCAAGGACAACGAAAAUAGCACCAUCGUCAAGCUAAGAGCAGCUGUCGGGAAGGACAGUUGUAAAGAAAUUCUAACGAAAUUAGCCUGCGCUUCAUACACGCCACCGUGUGAAAAAGACGGACACAUGAUGAAGUCGUUGUGUAGAUCCAGAUGUCUUGAGCUCUUUGGCGACUGUCCUGAAGCCUUCAAUGGCACUGACGUCUCGGCGUAUUGUGCAGCUGCCCCUGGGGGAUAUGCGGACAGCGGUUUCUGUGAUCUAAAGAGGUGGCCUAGUGCUGAACAUUGGGAUGUAGGUACGUGAGAAAAAAUAUAGUUGGAAUAUUGAAUUAAUUCCCGGAUGGAAUGCUUUAUGUUGGGCAGCACUUUUCAUUAUUUUUAACCGCCUGUUUACAAGGAUAUAUCGAGAAAUGUUGCUCAGUUUAGGAGCGUUACCCUCUCAGAAUGUACAGAAUGUUUAUAUGAAGACUGAUAUAAUCCCUGCUGACCGAGAACUGAAAAAAUGGCCUCUCUUAACCCACCUAUCAGGGUUAACUAGCUAACAAUGAUGAUAUGAUAAACAAAACUAAUUUCUUUUCUUUAAUGUGCCGCGGUCAGACAACGCAAGUCUAAUGAAGUUUUCCGUCUGAGACUUGACUGACUUUUCAUUUCAUACAUUAGCGACUGAAGGAAAACUCUAUUUUACAUUUUAAUUGUGAUCUCACACUACUUAGCACUACUUACAACACUGUUACGGUUACUUACACAAUUUACAAUAGUAAUACAACUACUUCCCCUUAUUACAAUACUGAUACGUGUACAGUCACUUAUGUCACUAACAAAACUUGUUAUACAAUGCGAUUACUUAUACACUACUUACACUACUUAGAAUACGAUACGAUUACAGAUAUUACUUACAGUACUACAACUUGCACUUCUCACUCUACAAUACCAUACGAUUACUUAUCCUACUUAGAUACAGAUUACGUUCAGUUCCAAGAGGAUAUACGUAUAUAUUCCCCAAUUUUCAACACUGCGCGUGGUACGAAAAGGAUUUGAAGGAUAAUAAACACAACCAGGACGAGCAAAUUUCGCCAGGUUUAAGUUAAGCU